Molecule: messenger RNA, 1248 nt
Organism: Asparagus officinalis (garden asparagus)
Lineage: Eukaryota; Viridiplantae; Streptophyta; Magnoliopsida; Asparagales; Asparagaceae
Product: leucine-rich repeat receptor-like serine/threonine/tyrosine-protein kinase SOBIR1
Exons: 1
Coding region: 1-1248 (415 amino acids)
Biological process (GO): protein phosphorylation
Molecular function (GO): protein kinase activity; ATP binding
Source: RefSeq, a predicted model, not a curated record
AUGGCCUCCAACCAUUUUCCUCCUCUCCUCAUCCUCCUCUUUCUGGUAAUAUGUUGGGAAGGUACCACAGCUAGGAGCAGUUUCAUCCUCGGCGACAACAAAAAGCUUAGCAGAGACUUCGAUCCAUCCUACCACGUGCAACACCACCUACAUAUCGUCAAGAAACAAAACUCGUCGAUACGUGCCUUUUUUGCUCAUCCCCUAUGGGCCAGUGGGAGCAUUUCAUUAUCUGUGGGGUUCACAUUAGGCAUAUUCGCCUUCGUCAUCUGGCGCCUAACCAUCAAGCGCUACAUCAAGCCAUACCCUAACAAAGAACCAAUCACAAACCCCACACUCUUCAGCCCAAUAAUCCGAUCCAUCAACGACUUACUCUUCUUGUAUAGUGAACCAAGUCCAUCGCUUGAGGUCAUCGGGCGUGGAGCAUGCGGUGAAGUUUACAAGGCGGAGCUCUUUACAGGUGGACAGUUUAUUACUGUUGCGAUCAAGAAAGCAGUCCACUUCUCGCCAAUGCUGGACACUUCAAACCUCUGCAAGGUGGAGAGCAAGCUUCUUGAACACCAAAUGCGACAGAUAAAAUCAGAGAUUCUGACCGUUGGUCGAAUGCGACAUCCUCAUCUUGUCCGCUUGCUCGCACAUGUGCCAAAUCAAGAACAUCACUAUCUCGUCUAUGAGUUCAUGUCGAAUGGAUCCUUGCAUGAUGUCCUUAGAAGCGAAGCACGGGAGAAACUGGACUGGCUCAAUCGUCUUAAAAUUGCGCAGGGGAUUACAGCUGGCCUCGAGUACCUUCACAUAUUACAUCGCCCUAGGAUUAUCCAUCGAGAUUUGAAGCCUGCAAACAUUCUACUCGAUGAAAAUCUAAAUGCGAGAAUUGCUGAUUUCGGAUUGGCAAAGGUGGUUCCGGAAGCAUUCAGUGGAGCGGUAAGUUCUGCACGUGUGGCAGGGACAUUGGGGUACAUCGCACCAGAGUGCUACAAUACGUUGUCCUACACGGAUAAGAGUGAUAUCUAUAGUUUUGGAGUCAUCUUAGCAGUUCUUGUCACUGGAAUGUUUCCAAGUGACAAGUUCUUUCAGACAACAGAUGAGCCGUCCCUUGUUCCGUGGUUAAGGAGGAUGGUCAGUUCACAAGACCCCAGUGAGGCCAUUGAUCCAUCGUUGCUGAGGAUUGGAUUUGAAGAAGAGAUGAUACUUGUUCUGAAGAUUGCUUGUUUCUGUACAUAUGAUGAUCCUGCUGAAAGCCCAACAGAUUAG